Volvox carteri f. nagariensis is the source of this 1532-nucleotide messenger RNA. RefSeq lists its product as uncharacterized. The record is from RefSeq and is a predicted model, not a curated record. The transcript is spliced from 2 exons. The coding region runs from base 166 to 867 and encodes 233 amino acids. NCBI's taxonomy places the organism in Eukaryota, Viridiplantae, Chlorophyta, Chlorophyceae, Chlamydomonadales, Volvocaceae.
CCGCAAUCAAACUUUCAAUUUUGUUUCCGUUAGGCCGGACUCGUUUGCUUACAUUGUAGGAGUUUUCCCUGUAUUGUCGCGUAUCUGCGUAUUGCACGUCGAAAGCUCAAAUCUUGGCUAAAGUCACGUUACUGUAUACAGAGAUAUCUUACAUUUCCCGAAGCAAUGACUCGAGUAGUCCUUUUCGGUGCCACCGGCAUGGUUGGUCAAGGAGUACUUCGCGAGGCGUUGCUCGAUGGAAACAUCACAAGUAUAUUGUCUAUCGGAAGGCGACCUAGCGGAAAAGAAGACCCAAAGCUCAGCGAAGUUAUCCUCAAGGACCCAUCCGACCUCAGCUCUCUGGGCGGCCAGAUCACGGGCAUCGAUGCCUGUCUCUACUGUCUUGGGACCUCAGCAAUGGGCAUGAGCGAAAAAGAAUACACCGUCAUCACUAAGGAGAUGACGCUAAAAGUCGCGGACUCGCUCUUGUCCGCCAACCCUGCCAUGCGCUUCCUGUUUGUCUCCGGGGACCGCACGGACGCACGCUCGCGGACAAUGUGGGCGCGUGUCAAAGGAGAAACGGAAAACGAGCUCAUGGCUCGCUCUCCCGCCGGCGCCUUCAUGUUCCGUCCGGGUCUGAUCGAGCCGAUGCACGGCAUACAAGGGCAGCGCUCAUUGCCGUACAGGGCUGCGUAUGCGGCGGCGCCGCUGCUGCGCUGCCUAAGGCUGCCAAUAACCAACACGGAGGCGCUAGGGCGAGCUUUGUUGCAGAUCGCGAAGGGGGGUGCCGCCGCCGCGUCCGCUGCCGGCGCUGCCGGCAAACACAUCUUCGACAACGCUGACAUCAACCGCUUGGCGGCAUCGGCGGCGUUGACUGGCGCCGUAUAGCCCGAUAUAGCUAUUUGGCCUCAGUUUUCCGCAGCUAUUUAUGUUCUGCUAUCCUAACUGUGUCUAUCAGGGCCUCGGGGUCGCGGGUCCGGUGGGCUCUUCACUCAUCGCCACAGCAACAGUAGACGACCUGCUGCUGCUGAUGAUGAUGGUGUUGAUGAACCCUGUACGGCACUGCUUGUCUUCAAAUGUGUACCUGUACAGCACUGCCUGUCUACAAUGUGUGCCGAAUUGGUCUGGAUUGCUAGGGAUAGAUGAUGGCAGGAGGUUUCAACAACUUCGCCGAUUGUAUAUUUAGGCUGUUGUAGUUUGGUGGUUGACUUUGUUACUUGGUUGUUCGGUUGUUCGUUGCUGGGUGAGUUAUACUUAAAAACCCGAAACCCCUAAAACCCAGACAUUAUUCGGUUGCGAUUAAUCCUAUGCUCCGCUUUCACAUUUACGAAUUGGUGUUCACAUGGUAAGUGUGAAAAAAUUAGAACAGGAGGCAGGGAGUGAAACUAGUGGAGGAAAUUACCCUCGGCAAAUAAGAAAAAUUGCGGCAAUGAGCCCAUGCAGGCCAUACCACCUGCCGUGGUGAACUAUCGGUGAGCUGAGCUGAUGUGAUCUGGGCAUUGCGAGGUACCCUAGAUGGGGACUCCUUUUUUAUUUAAUUCGUCCUUUGGUUG